This is a messenger RNA of Acomys russatus (golden spiny mouse), 2923 nucleotides long. RefSeq names its product homeobox D4 (gene Hoxd4). Gene Ontology annotation, cellular component: nucleus. Lineage: Eukaryota; Metazoa; Chordata; Mammalia; Rodentia; Muridae. Gene Ontology annotation, biological process: regulation of transcription by RNA polymerase II; embryonic skeletal system morphogenesis; anterior/posterior pattern specification. The record is from RefSeq and is a predicted model, not a curated record. Bases 1983 to 2741 code for a protein of 252 amino acids. Gene Ontology annotation, molecular function: RNA polymerase II cis-regulatory region sequence-specific DNA binding; DNA-binding transcription factor activity, RNA polymerase II-specific. The transcript is spliced from 3 exons.
AGUGCAGAGUAAAAGUGGGCACCCAAUUAUGCCAGAUUUGGUGAGGGAGUCUCCCUACCCCACCCCACCAAAACCAAGGUGUGGGGCUUGAAAGUGAUUUUUGAAUUAUAGGGGAAGGGAUCCAAGCAAUACUUAGAAAUGUGGACCUCUUCAGUCGGUUACCAGGCAUCUAAAAGCUUGGCUCAGACCAGGGCAUCCCUCUGUCCCUGAAAUCCGCCCAGCCCCAGAGUGCAUCUGGGCUCUUGGUACCCUGGAUUGAGGGGCAAGCCCAGGACAGCAGAAGCGCUGGGGCGGGCGCAAUUCGUGAACUUUUGUACUCUUCUGUGCUGCUGUCGGCAAAGCAAAAAUAAUGAAACUUUGUGAUAUGUUUGUAAAUGAUUUCGAAUGACCCCUCGCCCUGCCCUUCACCAUUAGCAGGCAGUCUCAGCCCAGGCCGGCUUGGUGGCCGCAAACAGUGCCUCCCCGCAGAAGCAGCAGCAGCAGCAGCAGCAGCGGCGGCGACGGCGGGAUCCGAAAGUCCAGCGGGGCUGAGGGCCCAGGAAGAAGAAGGUGCUGGUUGCUCAGCUGAUCAGUAGCCCUGAUCCUGGCAAGAGAAUAAGGAGGAUUCAUUGCUGCAAAUUGUCAGGAGCCCACCUGAACCUUCUCUGAAAGGCGGAUCUUGGGGAGCUCCUGGCGUCUGUGCUGAAAGAAUCAGAUCUGGCAGCUGUCUGAGUGCCUGCUCUGUGUAGGACCCGAGGUUGUAACGUUGUCUAUAUAUACCCUGUAGAACCGAAUUUGUGUGGUACCAACAUAGUCACAGAUUCGAUUCUAGGGGAAUAUAUGGUCGAUGCAAAAACUUCACGUGUCUCCGACAUGGCCAGAGACUGAGAGUAGUGGGUGCCGGCCGGCCAGCCACCUUUUUCUUUCUUUUUCAUUACCUUGGACUCCAGGAUGACCGACUCUGCCUGGUGACGUUGUGCAGCCUUUUCCUGGAGAAACUGCUACCUUUAUCAAUAGAAGUUCCAGUAGGUGCAUAAAUGGUUGCCUAAGCAGAAGGCCAAAGGUCCAGGAAUUUAGGGUACUGGGAAGUGAGGUGAAAGACCAGUCACCUCCAGCAGCAGCCCUGCCCUGCAGGAGCAUGAGAUACAAAGGUACCCAAAAUGGGGCUCACCUGGCUUAAAGACCUUUGUGUGGGAAAAAAAAAAUAACUGGAAAGAAGGCCAUUGAAGACAGUUGGGGUACAUUCAGGCAAGGUUAAGGUCCCCUCACCACCAUCCAAACCUGACCCAACCCUCAGCUACCGGACCCAGAACUGUGAGGGCCUCCUACCAUGUCAGCAAGACCCAACUUCAACUAGAAACACUCCAGCCUGGACAUUGGCAGAAAAGCAUAGUGGUUACUCAUUGCCUAACUCAAUUCAGGUCCACCAGAUUCUGGUAACUUUUGGGUGACCCUGAUGAAGACAAAGCCGUGACAGGUCUUUGUAUGUCAGAGUCCAGGACUCCCGCCAGUCAGCCGGGCAGCCUGCCCGCCUAGGACUCUCUAGCCAACUCAGAGGCCACAUUGCCCACACUCACUCUUCCUUAUUUUGCACCCCAAAUAGCAGAAUUCACUCUUCCUUGAACUGUGCCCAAUUUGGGGGCUGCUUCAGGCGAUGAUGAGUGAGGGGGGCAUGGGAGGUUAGCAAAGUCAGUGGGAGACAAAAGCUGAGAUUACUUUCUGGAAACAGGGAUGCUAGGGGUAGAAUCAAAUUAUAUUAACAUCUGUCAGGGACUCUCAAAUGUGGCAUGGCAAGUCACUUGAUUACACGUAUGUUAUUUAGUUAAAUUUGUGAAAAUUAUGAGAUGCUCACCAACCCGGUGAUAAACUCACUCCCUUCCUAUUGGCUGGCCUGGUCACAUGGCCGCCCAACUUUAUUCAGUUGACAGCAAGUAGGAGGGCCCAAUGGAAGGAGAAAAAAAGACAACACGAGAAAAAUUAGUAUUUUCUACCUUCUGAAAUUAAUGGCCAUGAGUUCGUAUAUGGUGAACUCUAAGUACGUGGACCCCAAGUUUCCUCCGUGCGAGGAAUAUUUGCAGGGUGGCUACCUAGGCGAACAGGGAGCCGACUACUACGGCAGCGGCGCGCAGGGCGCCGACUUCCAGCCCUCGGGGCUCUACCCACGGCCCGACUUCGGUGAGCAACCCUUCGGAGGCGGUGGGCCCGGGCCUGGCUCAGCGCUGCCUGCGCGGGGUCACGGACAGGAGCCAAGCGGCCCAGGAAGUCAUUACGGUGCCCCGGGAGAGCCUUGCCCAGCGCCCCCGCCUGCGCCCCUGCCUGGCGCUCGGGCCUGUAGCCAGCCCACCGGCCCCAAGCAGCCGCCCCCCGGGACAGCACUCAAGCAGCCCGCUGUGGUCUAUCCCUGGAUGAAGAAGGUGCAUGUGAAUUCGGUGAACCCCAACUAUACCGGCGGGGAGCCCAAGCGUUCCCGAACGGCCUACACGAGACAGCAAGUCCUAGAACUGGAAAAGGAAUUUCAUUUUAACAGGUAUCUGACCAGGCGCCGACGGAUUGAAAUCGCUCACACCCUGUGUCUGUCUGAGCGCCAGAUCAAGAUCUGGUUCCAGAACAGGAGGAUGAAGUGGAAAAAAGACCACAAACUGCCCAACACCAAGGGCAGGUCUUCUUCAUCUUCCUCAUCUUCCUGCUCCUCUUCAGCUGCCUCCAGCCAGCAUUUGCAGCCAAUGACCAAGGACCACCACACGGACCUGACGACCUUAUAGAAGUGGGGACCCUGGGCCGGUCCUUCCCUGCACUCCAGGUUGAGGCGAAGCUGCGGGUGCAGGCGGGGCCUGCUGUCACCUCACUGGGCUCUAAGGUACUGUGGGGGUGGACCUGAGACGUGCAGGUGGGCCUCGGACUAGGUUACCAUCCUGCCCGAGGGCAGCCCCCUCCCUAAAGUGGG